Contarinia nasturtii (swede midge) is the source of this 873-nucleotide messenger RNA. RefSeq lists its product as uncharacterized. The coding region runs from base 249 to 842 and encodes 197 amino acids. The transcript has 2 exons. NCBI's taxonomy places the organism in Eukaryota, Metazoa, Arthropoda, Insecta, Diptera, Cecidomyiidae. The record is from RefSeq and is a predicted model, not a curated record.
UCGAAAAACGCUUCAAUUUCAGCUAUAACAUAAAAGUAAUAAAAAUAAUUUUUCAGUUAGUUGUUCGUUUUCUUUGUCAACGCUACGUUCUAUUAUCAAUAACUUUAUCGGUGUCAACAGAAAAAAUACGAACAAAACGUACAUUACAGUAUUUUUUUGAGGGACUUUUCAAUGUUUUAAAUGAGAAACGAAAUGAUAAUAAUCUUCAUUCAAAAAGUACAAAUGACCAUAGGCUUUCACCAUUAAUAAUGUUGACAAAAUUAAGUUCGAUUUCAACUCAAUCGAAAAUGUUUGAAGAUGAUGACGAUAGUGAAAGUGUUCCAACAUCUAUAUCAACAUCUAAAAAUGUCUUACCAAAGGCAGUUUUUAAAGAAACUUCAUAUUCAGCGGAAACAACCACCAUCACAAAUGAAGAGAAAACAUUUCCCUUGGAAUCAAGUACAAGUACUACACUUGUCCCAACCACCAUAGAAACAUUCAUUACAACAAAUUUGGAUUCAUCAACAACAUCAACAAUUUCACCAACAACUGUAUGUGUAUUCAGACAUGAAGGUGAUAAGGAAGAUACAUUACAAUCAAAAGUGACCUCAAACCGACGUCGUCACACGUUUUUUGAUGGCCCUUUAAUUGUUGAACAACACAAUGAUUGGAAAAAGCAUAGCCCAAAAUACACCAAUGAUUGCCAACAUUCGAACGAUAAUAUUCAUCCAUAUUUAUCACCUAAUUUACGUAGUUUUCUUGAUUCAUUAUCAGUUGAUUUACCAAAGGAUGAGUCAUUGAAUGAACAACGUCGACAUCCAAUUAUAUACUUGCAUCAGCCGCAUUUCCAAUUUCACAUAUAAUACAACAAUAAUACAUAUAUAAAACAACAAA